GAGGAACCUCAGACUGUGAGGGGCGGUGCCGGACCAUCAUAUUCCUCUUAUCCUGAGGAACCUCAGACUGUGCAGGACAGUGCCGUCCUUUCAACAGAGAAGAGGCUUUCCUGUACCGAGUGCGGGAAGUGUUUUCCUUCUAAAUCCAAACUUAAUGUGCAUAAAAGAUCUCACACAGGAGAGAAGCCUUAUUCCUGUGCUGAGUGCUGGAAAUGUUUUAUACACAAAUCAGACCUUGUCAAACAUCAGAGAUCUCACACAGGGGAAAAGCCGUAUUCCUGUUCUGAGUGCGAGAAAUGUUUUUCAAAUAAGUCCAAUCUUUACACACAUCAGAGAUCUCACACGGGGGAGAAGCCGUAUUCCUGUCCUGAGUGCGGGAAAUCUUUUUCAGAGAAGUCCCAUCUUUACAGACAUCAGAUAUCUCACACAGGGGAGAAGCCGUAUUCCUGUCUUGAGUGUGGGAAAUCUUUUUCAGAUAAGUCCAAUCUUUACAGACACCAGAGAUCUCACACGGGGGAGAAGCCGUAUUCCUGUCCUGAGUGCGGGAAAUCUUUUUCAGAUAAGUCCACUCUUUCCACGCAUCAGAGAUCUCACACGGGGGAGAAGCCAUAUUCCUGUCCUGAGUGCGGGAAAUCAUUUUCACAGAUGUCCAGUCUUUACAUACAUCAGAGAUCUCACACAGGAGAGAAGCCGUAUUCCUGUCCUGAGUGCGGGAAAUGUUUUUCACGGAAGUCUUAUCUUUACAGACAUCAGAGAUCUCACACGGGGGAGAAGCCGUAUUCCUGUCCUGAGUGCAGGAAAUGCUUUUCAAGGAAGUUCCAUCUUUACAGACAUCAGAGAUCUCACACAGGGGAGAAGCCAUAUUCCUGUCCGGAGUGUGGGAAAUGUUUUUCAUUGAAGUCCAAUCUUUACACACAUCAGAGAUCUCACACGGGGGAGAAGCCGUAUUCUUGUCCUGAUUGUGGGAAAUGUUUUUCAUUGAAGUCUAAUCUUUACAUACAUCAGAGAUCUCACACGGGGGAGAAGCCAUUUUCCUGUUCUGAGUGUGGGAAAUGUUAUUCACUGAAGUCCAGUCUUUACACACAUCAAAGAUCUCACACGGGGGACACGCAGAAGCCAAAGCUCUACCAGAAAGCUGGUGUGGGAGUUCAUUGA
Messenger RNA from Rana temporaria (common frog), 1155 nucleotides. RefSeq names its product gastrula zinc finger protein XlCGF17.1-like. Gene Ontology annotation, cellular component: nucleus. The annotation marks the transcript as partial. NCBI's taxonomy places the organism in Eukaryota, Metazoa, Chordata, Amphibia, Anura, Ranidae. The transcript is spliced from 3 exons. The record is from RefSeq and is a predicted model, not a curated record. Gene Ontology annotation, molecular function: DNA-binding transcription activator activity, RNA polymerase II-specific; RNA polymerase II cis-regulatory region sequence-specific DNA binding. Gene Ontology annotation, biological process: regulation of transcription by RNA polymerase II.